This is a messenger RNA of Aspergillus versicolor CBS 583.65, 2110 nucleotides long. Its product is annotated as putative CUE domain protein. Gene Ontology annotation, cellular component: nucleus. Lineage: Eukaryota; Fungi; Ascomycota; Eurotiomycetes; Eurotiales; Aspergillaceae. The transcript has a single exon. Gene Ontology annotation, molecular function: ubiquitin binding; dioxygenase activity; zinc ion binding. The record is from RefSeq and is a predicted model, not a curated record. The coding region runs from base 490 to 1854 and encodes 454 amino acids. Gene Ontology annotation, biological process: DNA repair; DNA alkylation repair.
CCGAUGACGCUACUGCCAGUCGGUUGUCGAAAAACGGGGAGUAUUUGACCGCAUAACCGUUGUAUCCUUCGGUGCGGAAGUGUAACAUGUCGAGGGAGGUCUCAGAGGCGUUGCUUGGUUGAGGUUGGAGGCUGCAGGAGCAAUGAGAAGGAAUGCGAGUGUCAGGAAGAAUUGCGGGGAGAUUGAUUGGCACGAGCCGAGGUUCGUUUCUGGCUCCGAUCGUCGUCCACUUAUUUCACACUUCAUUUGACAUCAGCUCGUCCAUCGUUUCGAUAUCUCGGUCAAGCUCUGCAGAUCGUCGAGGCUGUCAUCAAUAUAGAAUCAACCUGAGCUGUGACUGGCCAUAUCCAGAGCAAUCACGUGAAUCUCGAUGGCCUCGAAAAACACGAACACCCUCAACACGUCGUUUUUAUCCCUCCGAGCAUGACCAGCUUAGUCUCCUCGUCAGUUUUGACUCACUGAUUAUGCCACUUGGGGAGUCCCCUCCCUAUGGACCGCUAUCUAUCGCGCAAACGACCACACAGUCCUCCGCCGCUGACACCAGACGACGAUGACGCUUCCACAGACAUCAAGUUAGCCCAACUAGUAUCCCUGUUUCCAGAAACACCCCAGGAUGCUCUUAUUGAUAUCCUCGUUUCUUGCAGCGGUUCAGUGGAAACUGCAAUAACUACAAUCACAGAGCAGAACCAACUCCGGCAACUCUCCAAACGGCCUCGACCAACUGGUGGCGCACCAGGAACCCAGACGUCCCUUACAUCGCAUAUACACGUAUCCCCAAGCAAAGAUGAAAGCGGAGGAGGCGUUCUAUCGCAACGAAAGCGAAACCCAGUAGUCCAGAAGGGGAAGACGCUGUACCUGUUCAGCCCGGAGGACGUCGCAGCGCAUACAUCCUGCACGAUUAUCCACAACUUCCUCCCACCAGAGCAAGCAAAUGCGCUUCUACUUGAACUUCUGGACGAGUCUCAGCACUUCUCCCGGUAUAAGCUGCAAAUCUUCGACAGAACUGUUGAAAGCCCACACUCUACGUGCGUCUACGUCUCCACGCCAGAGCAGGAAGCUCAGCACACCAACGACUACACAUACGGAGGCACGUACCAUACGAAUAUCCGCCAGGCAACCCCGCACCUGCGCGCGAUCUCUGCACGCGUCCAGAACGCCGUCAACGAAGAAAUCCAGAAGCGGAUUCGGGACGUCUACCCGGACGGCAAGAAACUCAAGUACCAGUCGCCGCGGGAAUGGAUGCCCAACGCUGCCUUUGUCAAUUGCUACAAUGGACCCGCAGAAAGCGUCGGAUACCACACUGAUCACCUUACCUACUUAGGGCCCCGCGCGGUCAUUGGGAGUAUAAGCCUAGGUGUUCAACGGGAAUUUCGUGUGCGGCGGAUAGCCCCAGAUGAAGAUGAGGCGGCAGGAGAGAAAUCCGCGCGGACACGGGCUGACUCUCAGGGGCAGAUAUCCAUAGCAUUGCCGCAUAAUUCUCUUUUGGUCAUGCAUGCGGAGACACAAGAGGAAUGGAAGCAUUCAAUUGCUCCUGCGCAGACUAUUUCCCCGCAUCCUUUAUCAGGUAAUCGGCGGAUCAAUAUCACUUACCGGUGGUAUCGGGAUUCAUUACAUCCGCGAAACAUCCCGCGUUGUCGCUGCAACGCACAUGCAGUCCUUAAAUGCGUCCAACGUAAACGUGACACCAGAGGACGUUACAUGUGGUUAUGUUAUAUGGGAUCGAAGCCGGGGAAGCAAGGCUGUGGCUUUUUCCAAUGGGCUGAGUUUGACGAUGACGGCGAGCCACUUUGGAAAAAGCCUCAAACUAAUGAAGAGGAUGCGAAUGCCCCAAAUCUAAUUAAUUUCGCCGACUGAAAAGAAAGCGAACUUUUGUAACAAGCUCUCCAAAUAGACUGGCAUUGGAUGCUGGCUUAGCUAUAUACACGAGUAGCCCUCUGCGGCCUAGCCACAAAUGCAGUAGGCCACAAUCCAUAGCAAUGGUAGACGCAUGCUUAAUGGAAACCGUGUUGUCAGAGUCAUUGUGUCAACGAACUUGAUCCGAUCUUUGUUCAAUGUACUAGCUGCUGAAUAAAGUGUGGACCAAACGUGAGCUGUCCAUCCAAUCAUUACC